CACAAAAUGCAGAGUGGAUGUCGAGAUGGAUCGCAGUAAAGACGGACUAUUGGUGUCAUUUUUAUCAGGAGCGCAAAAGAGACUGUCAAAAUCGUGACACCAUUCCAAAUAGCAUUUCGUGGUCCACUUCAGUACCCCCAAGCAAGUAAGUGCAGAGGAGCCUUGAAUCUCAGGUGCAUGAGCAUCAUACCGAAAAAGAACCAUGCUAGGUAGAUUUCGGUAUCAUCACCUGUGUUGUAUCUUCGUCAAGCGUUAACGAAUCCAGCCAAAACAAGACAUGAAUCCUUCCUCCACUCUCCUACCGGGUGAUCAGCAAACCCAAUACAAUGCCACGGAGACGGCUAAACAGCGCGUCGACAGACAUCUACAGAACCAAGGCUCAGGACCGAAAAGCAGAGUGCUGGGAUUGACAUUGAUGUUAUGCUGAUGGAAUACGAAUAACACGAUGAAGGGAUUUGGAUUCUAGUCUGUAAUAUUAAGGCUACCGCUGGACCAUCCUCAACAUCAUCCUUGGCCCAUUUUUCAAGGAGAAAAAGGGACCAGGGAGGUUCUCGGGGAUGCGAGCGCGGUAGCUCUAAUAAUAGGACAAAACAUAUAGAAAGAGCACUCAACAUGAUUUACCCCGAUCAUGAAUUUCAAAUUUGGACAGUCAUAACAAAGUUUCUCUUUCCACCAAUCUGGGACCUUCUAACCCCCGUCCUAGUACCAUGGGGCUUUUUUGCCGGAGUGAGCAUGCUAUUUUCAUUCGCCUAUCACUGGUACCCUGGGCUCACUGGCUUGCUCACAGGGGCCCUCGCUUUUGUUGCGAUGCUGCUAGUCAUGGUUGACUACCGAAACAAAGCAGUUGGAGGCAGAUGGUGCUUGAUCUGUACUAGACGUGAUUUAAAGUUCUUCAAGAGAACUUCUACAACAAGCAUUCAUAAUUCUCCAACACUUUAAUACAGUUCAACAUGGACGAUGGAAUUGUCCGUUUACAGUUCAACAAGGGGAACUUAGAGUACUUCUAUGGACGAGUGAUUGUUCUACAUAUGAUGUCCGCCUACCUCGACAUGCCAUUCCUCUCACCCCAUCCUCAUCCACCCCAUCUAAUUAAGUUCUGGACUUACACCUCGUGCUAGGUAAAUGAGUGAAUGAAUGAAAGGUACAUACCCCAUCCCCAUUCCAUCCUUAUCCCCCACCAGGUACAUGAAACUCGGGCUUUUGAGUUUUGCGUCGCUUCUUCUGGGCAUAUUCGCGUCUCUAUACACGUACCAUUACUACUUCGGCAACUACUGGUCGUACAAGGAAAACGCAGAGUACAUCAACGUGCUGCCAAGCGAAGCCGCCAGUGCCCACGCAGAUGCGGGAAAGAUCCUAUUUACAGUGGAUACCAAGGUAUAUGAGAGAGUCUUAGUAGUUGCGAGUAUGCUUAUGAUCUUGGUUACAGUGGAUACCAAGGUAUAUGUGAGUCUUAGUUGCGAGUACUUAUGCUCAUCUCAGAUUUGUCUCUUAGAUAGUAUGCACUAAACGUAGUUUCUUCUCUACUGCUGGUGGGUGCUUCCCGAAUGGAAGAUUACUACUGUUAGAUUGAUGAAAUUCCCAACAUCAACAUAGGUAGCCACGGAGAAAACCUUGGGCUACCGGAUAAAAGACAUGUAUUGCGUGGCGCCUAUCAUGGACUACGCAACGACAACAAUACAGUAUUGUUAUGGCAAGUUGUCUUGUUCUAUAUUUUCGCACGAAUGCCACUGCUAAAAGUAACGUACAGUAGUAGAUUUUACCCUCCACAUCUCUGCCUUCCCUUUUCUAACCUCCGGCAGUCGGCACCAACUGUUGCCACGCUAGAUCAAAUUUCGCAUGCGACGACGUUUGGAACCCAAGAGCCCGAAGUGCCGUAGUGGUGUUGGAUAAUCGAGGGUUCUUCCCAUCCGUACACUCAAUAUACAAGAAAGCAGCGGAACAGGCAUGUGCGGAGUACUUUUGUUUAGAUCAUGUGUUGUAUGUAGUUCAUGGAGUCGCUUGUAUGCUCACGUGUUUUUUGCUUUGCUCAAGUUAGAAGCUGGUAGUCUUUUAAGAAAGAAGACAAGAAUUUUGAUAGCUGCAACUGACAACACUGCUACGGCAAGCAUGAUACAUAAAAGCAAUUGCUCCACCUUGACUCACAGAUCCACCUUGUUCCAAUCCUAACGCACCAGAUGGGGCCUAGUCCAAGCGAAAGACCCACUCUUUGUGCACUGGGUAGCAGACGCCACAGGAGAACAAAACGGCUACUGGAGUGCGGGUCUGGGAUACCUGAUAACGUUCAUUUUAUGGCAAAAAAGCUCAUACUCAAUGAUCCAUACUGUAAUAUUUAUCAUACAAGCUUGGAAUACCUCGAACUAAGUCUGUUAGGAUGCUAGCAAACUUUUAUGAUCAAAUAUUGCAUACACAUGAAGAUGAACGCUUCAUCUCUAAUCCUCGCAGUAUACGCCGUUUGGUCCCUCCUCGUAGGCGGCAUAGUGCAGAUGUCAGCUAGGAAAGCGUCAGCGGCAGCCACCGCUGGCCAAGGUGAUGGAAAAGGAGUACGAUUGCCUCCAGCUUUGUGAAAAUCAUGUUAAUAUCCGGCUUGAUGCGGACAGGACCAGGAGUGAAAUUAGCUAAAUGAUGUUGACUUCUGCAGCUGUAACUCAUCUGAUUAUUCCUUUGUACUUCUAUUUCAUCAACACAAACUAACUGUCAAACACAUAGGUGGGCUCACACAGGAUCCCAAGUAGGCCAUGUAAAGAAACUGUAGGUACUCACAGAUUAUUCAUCUAUCAUGUAAAAGGCAUGAAUGUUUAUGGGAGAUUUUGUUUUGCAUGGAGAUGCACCUUGAAAGAAACUUGUGAACAGCAAUGCGUGACGAGGUUGAAUCGAGUGUGAAACGCAACGUGAGUUGGUUCAUUACACAUUUGCAUACUUUGUUCAACAAACUGCAAGUAAAGGUCUGCCGGUGUUGAU
Amoebophrya sp. A25 is the source of this 2958-nucleotide messenger RNA. NCBI's taxonomy places the organism in Eukaryota, Dinophyceae, Syndiniales, Amoebophryaceae. The record is from the annotation of a GenBank genome assembly.